AAAAAAAAAAAAAAGGAAGAAUUGGGUUGAAAGAAGAAGAUUGGGAAAGCAGAAACCCUAAAGGAAUUUUGUACAUCAGACCGACGCAGGAGAGCAAGAUGAUGAGGCACACGCAAACGAUUCUCGCAAAGUUUUGUGGAAGAGCGUAUUCGACCAUCGCCUCUUCCCCCCUGUCCUCGAGCGUCAAGAAUGGGUGGAAGGAGCAGGACUGCUUGGUUCUUUAUGUACUAUUUCUUGGUGGAUUUUAUACCCAUGGUUUUAAAAAUGUUUACAAGAGAAGAGAGCAUUGGCACAAAGUAGACAGAAUGCGAGACGAGCACAUCAAGCGUUCAAAGGAGCUGUAUCAUACAUCUAAACGCUAUCAUAAGGCAAUGAUGCAGGCACUGAAGGAGCGUAAAAUCUAGGCCAUGAGCGGAGCAAUUCAGUCUAAUCCAAUGUUUGUUACUUUUAUUUUGGACUAGUAUGUGGAUUUGGUGUAAUCCUUUGGUUGCCUGUUGUUAAAUACUACUACUACUACUACUACUACUACUACUCUUAGUUAAAUGGAGAUGCAAUAUGUAAUGUAUGGAUCCUGUUUUAAUGGUUUUCCCUGAGAGCACUUUUGUUUAUUUUA
Molecule: messenger RNA, 613 nt
Organism: Camelina sativa (false flax)
Lineage: Eukaryota; Viridiplantae; Streptophyta; Magnoliopsida; Brassicales; Brassicaceae
Source: RefSeq, a predicted model, not a curated record